CUCUCUCUCUCUCUCUCUCUCUCUCUCUCUCACGCAGAGAAAAAGUCAUAGCAUCAGUGAGGGUUUGAUCAGAGCAUUGGCCGGAAGUGGUCAGCUUUCUUCACUCCGUCCAUGGUUGCCAGGCGUGGCGACCCCUUCAGGGGUCGUCUAAGGCCAAUGGCCUUCACAUUGGCCAUUGUUCUCUUGUCCACCACUCUCAACUUGGUGGCUGCUGAUGGUUAUCCUUACUACUCUCCUCCACCACCUGCUGAGCACUAUGAGUACAAGUCUCCUCCCCCUCCUUCACCGUCACCACCUCCACCCUAUGAGUACAAGUCUCCACCACCACCUGUCAAGGCUCCUGCUCCAAAGUAUGAGUACAAUUCUCCACCACCACCAUAUGAGCACAAGGCUCCUCCUUAUGAAUACAAGUCACCACCCCCACCCUCACCAUUUCCACCACCACCAUAUGAGUACAAGUCUCCACCACCACCUAUCAAGGCUCCUGCUCCAAAGUAUGAGUACAAUUCUCCACCACCACCAUAUGAGCACAAGGCUCCUCCUUAUGAAUACAAGUCACCACCCCCACCCUCACCAUCUCCACCACCACCAUAUGAGUACAAGUCUCCACCCCCACCUAUCAAGGCGCCUGCUCCGAAGUAUGAGUAUAGUUCUCCCCCACCACCAUAUGAGCACAAGGCUCCUCCUUAUGAGUACAAGUCUCCACCUCCUCCUUCAACAUCUCCACCACCACCAUAUGAGUACAAGUCUCCACCCCCACCAGUAAAGGCUCCUGCUCCAAAAUAUGAGUACAAGUCUCCUCCUCCACCAUAUGAGCACAAGGCUCCUCCUUAUGAGUACAAUUCUCCUCCCCCACCUUCACCAUCUCCUCCACCACCAUAUGAGUACAAGUCUCCUCCUCCACCACCAUAUGAGUAUAAGUCUCCUCCUCCACCAUCUCCAAAGCCUUAUUACUACAAAUCUCCUCCACCUCCAUCGCCCACACCACCACCACCUUAUUAUUACCAUUCUCCACCUCCUCCGAUCAAGUCUCCAACACCAAAGCCUUACUAUUACAAAUCCCCACCACCACCUUCACCAUCUUUUCCUCCACCUUACUACUACAAGUCUCCUCCUCCUCCCUCACCAUCACCACCUCCACCAUACUACUACCAUUCUCCACCACCACCAGUGAAAUCUCCAACACCAAAGCCGUAUUAUUAUAAAUCUCCACCACCUCCUUCACCAAAGCCUUACUACUAUCAGUCCCCACCUCCUCCAUCAUCAUCUCCACCACCACCAUACUACUACAAGUCCCCUCCUCCUCCAUCUCCUAAACCUCACCCACCAUACUAUUACAACUCUCCUCCACCACCAGUGAAGUCUCCAGCGCCAAAGCCAUACUAUUAUAAGUCUCCACCACCACCAUCACCAAAGCCUUACUACUACCAUUCCCCACCGCCUCCUUCACCAUCUCCAUCCCCACCAUACUACUACAAGUCCCCUCCUCCUCCAUCUCCUAAACCCCACCCACCAUACUACUACAACUCUCCACCGCCACCAGUGAAGUCUCCAGCACCAAAGCCUUACUACUAUAAGUCUCCACCACCACCAUCACCAAAGCCUUACUACUACCAGUCCCCACCACCAUCACCAUCUCCUAAACCCCACCCACCUUACUACUACAACUCUCCACCACCACCAGUGAAGUCUCCAGCACCAAAACCUUACUACUACCAGUCUCCACCACCACCAUCACCCAAGCCUUACUACUACCAGUCCCCACCGCCUCCAUCACCAAAGCCUUACUAUUACCAAUCUCCACCACCUCCAUCACCAUCUCCUAAACCCCACCCACCUUACUAUUACAACUCUCCACCGCCACCAGUAAAGUCUCCAGCACCAAAACCUUACUACUACCAGUCUCCACCACCACCAUCACCCAAGCCUUACUACUACCAGUCCCCACCGCCUCCAUCACCAAAGCCUUACUACUACCAGUCCCCACCACCUCCAUCACCAUCUCCUAAACCCCACCCACCUUACUACUACAACUCUCCACCACCACCAAUGAAGUCUCCAACACCAACACCUUAUUAUUACAAAUCUCCACCACCACCUUCACCAAAGCCGUACUACUACCACUCUCCACCACCUCCAUCACCAAAACCUUACUACUACAAUUCUCCUCCUCCACCUGCUAUCUACCCUCCACACCCCUACCCCCACCCCCACCCUCACCCUUACCCCCACCCCCACCCCCACCCUCACCCAUUGAUUGUCAAGGUUAUUGGUAAAGUUUACGUCUACAAGUGCUAUAAUGUGGAGUAUCCAGAGAAGUCUCACAACAAGAAACACCUUAAAGGUGCUGUUGUGGAAGUAGUAUGUCAAGCUGGAAAGAAGACCAUCAAGAGCUAUGGUAAAACCAAGAUCAAUGGAAAAUACAGUAUCACCGUUGAGGGCUUUGACUAUGCCAAAUACGGUGCCACUAUUUGCAAGGCUCACCUUCAUGCCCCUCCUAAGGACUCACCCUACAACUUUCCCACAAAGUUAAAUGAAGGAACUGCUUUAAAGGUGUACUCCAAGAACAAGUAUGAAGUUGUGCUCAAGGCUAAGCCUUUUGCAUAUGCUUCCAAGAACCCUCAUGAUCAGGAGUGCCCCAAGCCUAAGCCUACUCCUGCACCAUACUAUUACACAAGCCCUCCUCCUCCUUCACCUGAGUAUAAGCCACCUUACUACUACAAAUCGCCUCCACCACCAUCACCAAAGCCUUACUACCCACCGUACUACUACAAGAGCCCUCCUCCACCUUCGCCCGAGUAUAAGCCACCAUAUUACUACAAGUCUCCUCCACCACCUUCACCAAAGCCUUAUUACCCACCGUACUACUAUAAGAGCCCUCCUCCACCACCUUCACCUGAGUAUAAGCCACCCUACUACUACAAGUCUCCUCCACCACCUUCACCAAAGCCUUACUACCCACCAUACUACUAUAAGAGCCCUCCUCCACCUUCACCUGAGUAUAAGCCACCUUACUACUACAAGUCUCCCCCACCACCAUCCCCAUCUCCUCCACCACCGUAUUACUACAAGAGCCCUCCUCCACCUUCACCCGAAUAUAAGCCACCAUACUACUACAAGUCUCCCCCGCCACCAUCCCCAUCUCCUCCACCCUACUACUACAAGAGCCCUCCUCCACCUUCACCCGAAUAUAAGCCACCAUACUACUACAAGUCUCCCCCGCCACCAUCCCCAUCUCCUCCACCCUACUACUACAAGAGCCCUCCUCCACCUUCACCUGAAUAUAAGCCACCAUACUACUAUAAGUCUCCCCCGCCACCAUCCCCAUCUCCUCCACCCUACUACUAUAAGAGCCCUCCUCCACCUUCACCCGAAUAUAAGCCACCAUAUUACUACAAGUCUCCACCACCCCCAUCACCAUCUCCACCACCUCCUUACUACUACAAGAGCCCUCCUCCACCAUCACCCGAGUAUAAACCACCCUACUACUAUAAAUCUCCACCCCCACCAUCCCCAUCUCCACCCCCACCUUACUACUACGAGUCUCCACCCCCACCAAUAAAAGCUCCAGCUCCUAAACCUUACUAUUACAAAUCUCCACCACCACCAUCCCCAUCUCCACCACCACCUUACUACUACAAGUCUCCACCCCCACCGAUUGAGGCUCCAGCUCCUAAACCAUACUACUACCAUUCUCCCCCACCUCCUUACUACUACAAGUCUCCACCUUCACCAGUCGAGGCUCCAGCUCCAAAACCAUACUACUAUCAUUCUCCACCACCUCCUUCACCAUCCCCGGUACCUCCUUACUACUACAAAUCCCCUCCCCCACCAUCCCCGUCUCCACCACCAGUCUACAUCUAUGCUUCCCCACCACCUCCAGUUUAUUAAGCUUGGAAUGCAAUAGAAAAUCCCAAUAUAAAUCAUGUUUUUCUAGUUUUCGUCGUCAAAUAAAGGCAGGCUCCACUUCGAGCAGAGUUCAAGAUCUAGCUUCCAGUUUAAGUUCUUUGAAUAAGAGUCUGAAUAUAUUAUCACCGAGCUACAAUCUCCAUGAUUCAGACAGUGUUGCUUCUAUUUCUUUGGUGGCCAUCCUGAACGUCAUGUGCUUAUUGUGUUCAAGUGACAAACAAGGCAGAAAUAGGAAGCGAGAUUAAUUUAAAAUGUAUAUGCCAUUUGAAAGUGACGAGUACAAUCUGCAUUAGUGAUCUCCUUUAAUUAUUUAUGUAUAGAGUUAAUGUGGCCGUGUAUGAUUGGAAUUUUAUUUAUUGUGUCAUUUUUGAAUUUGAUCCUGCUGUGUUGUUUGUAACAAUGGGCAUAGUAAUAAUGGAAUUCAUUUUUCUUCCC
Prosopis cineraria is the source of this 4344-nucleotide messenger RNA. RefSeq names its product extensin-2-like. NCBI's taxonomy places the organism in Eukaryota, Viridiplantae, Streptophyta, Magnoliopsida, Fabales, Fabaceae. Gene Ontology annotation, molecular function: structural constituent of cell wall. Gene Ontology annotation, biological process: plant-type cell wall organization. The record is from RefSeq and is a predicted model, not a curated record.